This is a messenger RNA of Phoenix dactylifera (date palm), 975 nucleotides long. RefSeq names its product Tetratricopeptide repeat (TPR)-like superfamily protein. The record is from RefSeq and is a predicted model, not a curated record. NCBI's taxonomy places the organism in Eukaryota, Viridiplantae, Streptophyta, Magnoliopsida, Arecales, Arecaceae. Gene Ontology annotation, cellular component: chloroplast thylakoid.
AUUCCGGGAUCCGGAUAAGGCCGCGAAAGCGACGAUCGUUCUAGCGAAAGAAAUAGCGAGGUUGAAACGUGGGAGAGAGACCGCCGCAUCCUCCACAUGCCAAUGGCCGCUCUCAUCCCGCUUCCGCCCAUCUUUACUCCCACCACCAAGCAUUGCCGCCUCUCCGCUGCUCCCCGCCUUGGCUCAAAAUCGCAGCUUCCUUCCGACCAUUAUGUGCUCUCGCCGCCUGGACGCCCCUCCGGGCAUGAGAAGAACCCUCCGCUGCCCGUCCACCCCCUACCGCUACCGCCGGUGCUUGGAGAAGGCCUGGGCAAAGCGAGCGCCGUUGCUCUCCUGGCUGCCUCCCUCUUCUUGGCCGACCCUGCUGUCGCUUUUAAGGGAGGAGGCCCGUACGGAGCUGAAGUGACAAGGGGGCAGGAUCUCACCGGCAAAGAUUUCAGCGGCAAGAACCUCGUCAAGCAAGAUUUUAAAACGUCUGUCCUGCGGCAGGCUAAUUUCAGAGGCGCUAAGCUUAUUGGUGCAAGCUUCUUCGAUGCCGAUCUAACAGGUGCUGAUCUAUCUGAUGCCGAUCUCAGAGGUGCGGACUUCUCCUUGGCGAAUAUAACAAAGGCAAAUCUCAGCAAUGCAAACCUUGAAGGUGCACUUGCUACAGGCAACACAUCUUUCAAGGGAUCUGUCAUAUAUGGAGCAGGCCUUUUGUUAAAGCAUUUAUGAAACGAAAUUUUCCAUCUGCAGAUGAUGUUUCCUGAAUCACUCAAUUAUGGAAUUACAUUAAAUACCUUGUGUUGUUUGACUUUUUCUCUGGUGGCUGUUGCCAUUUCUGACCAUAUCUUUUAUGAAACUUCAGCAGCAUGUGGAAUAUAUUUAAUCAUAUUUUUACAUGUCAUUAUGUGUUUUAGUUUUUCUUGGUGUAAAUUUCAACAUCAAUGAUGUUUCAGAGUUGAUCCAUACAAAAUAACCCAAGGGGUUUAAGUA